Messenger RNA from Erythranthe guttata (spotted monkey flower), 1639 nucleotides. Its product is annotated as Tetratricopeptide repeat (TPR)-like superfamily protein. Lineage: Eukaryota; Viridiplantae; Streptophyta; Magnoliopsida; Lamiales; Phrymaceae. The record is from RefSeq and is a predicted model, not a curated record. Gene Ontology annotation, molecular function: protein binding.
AUAUUAUUUCCUCAAUUUUGACUCUGCAUUUAGAGUUCUGCUUCAUAUUUUGUGUUAAUUCUAUCAAUGCAAUCUGUUUAGUGGUUACUUUUUCGAUUUUUUCCCAUCAAUUAUGGCUUCAAUUUCCCCCAAUUUCUCAUCUGUAACCAGCCCUAUCUGCACACACGCCCAAAAAAGUUUAAUUGCAUUUCACAACCCAUUUUGGAGAAACCCCUUCUUCCGUAAAUACCCAAAUUUUAGGUUUAGCAGCAAAUCCAAUCGUUGCAAAAUGUUGGUUUUUAGUUGCUUAAAUGAGGGUGUGGGUAGUGGUGCAAAUGCUGUAAUAGAUGCAGAAAACCGGAAAUCGAAUCGGGUUAGGACAGUUUUCGAUUUGUCUGAGGAACAGAAACAAGCUAUAUCUCAGCUUCCGUCGAAGAUGACAAAUCGGUGUAAGCUUUUGAUGAAAGAAAUAAUUUGCUUUUCGCCUGAAAAUGGGAGUGUGCCUCUUAUGUUGGCUGCUUGGGUGAAGAGCACGAAUCCUCGAAGAACUGAUUGGCUUUCGGUUUUCAAAGAAUUGGAGGCUUUGAAUCAUCCUUUGUAUUUCGAGGUGGCCGAACACGCAUUUGCAGAAGAAUCAUUCGAAGCCAAUAUCCGCGACUAUACAAACAUAAUCCACGGUUACGCAAAACAGAACAGGUUGCAAGAAGCAGAGCAAACCCUCACAGCCAUGAAAAACAGAGGAUUACUCUGCGAUCAAGUAAUUCUCACCGCACUAAUCCACAUGUACAGCAAAUCGGGCAACCUCAAACAGGCCCAAUAUUCGUUCGAAGAGAUGAAGAUGCUCGGUGUACAGCUGGACAGAAGAUCCUACGGCUCGAUAAUCAUGGCCCACAUAAGAGCCGAAAAAUUAUCCUCUGCUGAAACUUUACUCCAAGAAAUGGAAGCUCAAGAAAUCUACGCAGGCAGAGAAGUUUACAAGGCACUACUAAGAGCUUAUUCGAUGAAGGGAGAUUUCAGUGGGGCCCAGAGAAUCUUUGAUGCAAUACAGGUGGCGGGCAUUACGCCGGAUGCUAGGGUUUGCGGGCUUUUGAUAAAUGCUUAUGUGGUUUCGGGCCGGGCCCAAGAAGCUUGUGUGGCGUUUGGUAAUAUGAGGAGAUCGGGAAUUGAGGUGAAUGAUAAGUGCGUGGCGUUGGUUUUGGCUGCGUUUGAAAUGGAGGAUAAAUUGAAGGACGCUUUGGAUUUGUUGAUUGAGUUGGAAGGGGAAGGGAUUAUGGUUGGUAAAGAAGGUUCCGAUUUGCUUGUGAAAUGGUUUCAAAAGUUGGGUGUUGUCGAAGAAGUGGCGAUUGUUUUGAGGGAGCUCGGUUUAAAGAUGGCACAACCUGUUCUUUAGUUUCUUCUUCUUCGGUUUUUUUUUUUCUUUCAUGUGGUGCAUUCGGUGAAGUUCGUCGGGGAUUUGGUACUAUUUGAUUGUAUGUGUGUGUGUGUUUUCAUACACAUUCAUAUGUGAGUGAUUAUGCGUAAAUCUAUGGUGAGAUGUUACUCGAUGUAAUUCAUUCGGUGUAAUUUUUGGGAGAUGUUGAUAUCAUAGAUGAAAUUGGAUCAUUGUAGAAUGAAAUUCGAAGUUACUGCCGCUGUCAGUACUAAAACCGUUGAGCCAGAC